This is a messenger RNA of Lachancea sp. 'fantastica', 3615 nucleotides long. NCBI's taxonomy places the organism in Eukaryota, Fungi, Ascomycota, Saccharomycetes, Saccharomycetales, Saccharomycetaceae. The record is from the annotation of a GenBank genome assembly.
AUGUCUUAUCCCGAAUCCGAGUCUAACAGUUCGAUCGUGGACGCAGAACCCGUUUUAGAAACACCCCCCACAUCGGGAGAGGCCAUUUCCGAGGCCAACGAUGCUGAAGCUGCCACUGAAGCUCCCGUUGCGCCAAAACCGCUACCAACUAAGAAGGACUUCCCAACUCUUGGCUCUGGCGCGUUUUUGGCCGCUUCCAGUAAAGUUUCGUGGGGUCCCAACAUGAAGUCUGGUGCCUCCAAUCCGUCGUCUGCUUUCACUUCUGCUCCUCAAUCGCGCUCCACCACUCCAGCAACAUUGCAGGCCAAACCGGCUCGCUCGCAAACUAUCCAGGAAGCGUUUUCGCUUGAUCUGCAAUCGCAAAUUGCAAUCGCUAAACCAGAUUUCUCCAAGAUCGUUCAGAAAGUCAAGCAAACCCAUAGCGUUUCUGUCGAGUCCACUCUGUCCAAACAAAGUCGUACUUUUUUGAUCUUUGGUAAGCCUGAAAAUGUCAAAGCUGCAAGAAGGGAAAUUGUCAAGAAAUUGACCAAGCCCGUUACCGCCACCCUACAGGUUCCAUCCAAAACAAGAUCCGUGAUCAUCGGAGCCGGUGGUAAGAACAUUCGCUCUAUUUCUGAGCCAUUGGAGGUUAGAAUCGAUAUCGGAAAAGAAGUCAACGAGGGUUCUUACGAUGAGGAUCUUGAUGACUCUUUAGUAGACGUCACAAUUCAUGGUGAUCUAGAAUCGGUCAGAAUCGCUCAAGAAAAGAUCCUUGCCAUUGUCAAAGAGGACACCAAGAGUGCCACAAUCAAAAUCAACAUUGCAGACAAAAACUUGACGCCCUUUGUUAACAUCGACUUCAUCGACAAAAAUGUCGAAUCAUCGAUCGACCAACAAGAAGGUAAAAUUAAGCUUUCCGGCUUGCGGGAUGAUGUUCAGGCUGCAAAAGCAUCCGUUUUGCAGUAUUUGUCGGAAUUAAGCUCUCAAAUCAGAACUCUCAAGGUGAACAUUCCAAAUAAGUUUCAAUUCUUGAUCAACACUGAUCUGAUCAAGGACAAAUUUAACGUUAUUGUCAACCUUCCUGAAGGAGCAGAUGAGGAAGUUGCUUUUGUAGGUGCUGCAUCGAAGCUAGACGAGGCUGUAACUUUUGCUAGAGAGAAUUCCAAGAGAUACAAGGUGGAGGCUUUGGAGAUCUCAAAGGCACACGGCAAAGACUUGCAACACGCCAAGAACAUUGCUCUUUACUUUGCAAAGUACAAUCUUUUGGAGUCUAUUAAGAACGAGCAUUCCAACGUGCGCAUUGCAUUGCCUUCCCCACAAGAGCUGGAGAAUGCGGAAGCAGUCCUGAUCAGAACCUCCUCGACUAUUGAGGAUGCUGAAGAGCUAAAGGUUGUUCGUAAAGAAAUUAUCAACCUUGUUAAUGAGCUUCCUACCUCGCAGAUCUUGACCAUAGACGACGUGGACUUUGAGCUGUUCAGUAAGGACAUCAAGCAUCUGCUCACACAGGAGGAGAAGAAGGCUGGAUUUGUUCAGUUUGGUGACUUCUAUGCCAAUGAUGAUAGAGUCAUUAUUAUCGCAAAGACCUCGGACGAAGAGUUCAGACCUUCUGACGAAGAGCUACAACAGACACUCAAAGAAGUCAGUUCUAGUCUUGAUCCAUUGCGCAGAAAACAGGAAAACCUAUCUCAAGAAAUUAUCGAUAUUUCUUACCCUAAACAGGAACAAUACUUGGGCCAAGGGACUUUUACUCGCGGGUUGAUCGAAGAAGAAAUUGCGUUACAAAGCGGACAUGCUCAGUUCAAAUUGCAUCGCCCAACAGCCGACCGUCUUACUGUCAGAGGUGAUACAAAGGCUGUAACUGCCACCGUCAAUGCGAUCGAGUCCAUUCUAAGCGACGAGGACGAGAAAUAUGAAAUUAAGUUUGGUGUCUCUACGAAUGCUGUUCCAAGACUGAUUGGAUCGAAAGGCUCCAACUUGAACGCUAUUAGAGAGAAGUACCAGUGCAACAUCGACGUGGCUGCCGACUCGAGUGACAACGUCACCGAGGUAACCGUUGUUGGUUUGAAAUACGCAGCAGAACAUGCCAAAGUCUAUCUGGUGUCAGAAUCCAAGAAGUGGGCUGAUGUUAUCACUAAAGAGCUGAAUGUCCUGCCAAAAUACCGUGGCAAGUUGAUUGGCUCGCAAGGGGCUUAUCGCACACGUCUCCAAACCAAAUACAAUGUGUUUAUACAUUUCCCCAACGAAAACGAGGCCAAGGGUGUCACUAUCAAUGGUCCUUCGCGCGGGGUCGCCAAAGCCUACGAGGAACUCAAAGCCCUGUUGGAUUUUGAAAUUGAAAACGGGCACACAUCGAUCAUCAAAGUUCCAACCGAACACGUUGCUCGCGUUAUUGGUAAGGGCGGUGACAUGAUCAAUGACAUCAGAGCUGAUUUUGGUGUGGAAUUGGACUUCCUUCAAAAGACCACCGAUCCAAAAGCUACAUCUACUGGUGAAGUGGAACUCGAAAUCACCGGUUCUAGACAGGCCAUCAAGGCUGCCACCGAAAGGGUCCAGGCUAUCGUUAAAGAAGCUUCUGACAUUGAGAGUACAUCUUUUGAAGUCAACCCUGACUAUAUUAAGGACAUUGUUGGCAGUGGUGGCCGCGUUCUAAAAGAAUUGAUUUCCAAGGCUGGUGGUGACGAAAUCAGAACCAAGUCUGUGGACAUUCCUGAUGCUAAAUCUGAAGAGAAGAAAAUUGUGAUACAGGGCCCUAAGGCAUUCGUGAAAGCGCUUGUGAAGGAAAUUCAGGCAAUUGUUGAGGAAAGAGAAAAUUCGGUUUCGAAAGAGUUGAAUGUUCCAUCCGAGAGAAUCGGUGCAUUGAUCGGCCCCGGAGGCUCUGUGCGCCGUCAACUGGAGUCCGAGUUCCACGUAAGACUAUCGCUUCCUGAUAUUGGCGACAAGGACCGCAAGGUGGAGAUUUCUGGUCUUCCUAAAAGCAUUGAAGCAUGCGAAAAGAAGAUUUAUUCCGAGAUCAUCAGAGAUAACUGGGAUACUGAGAUUGAAGUUCCUGCUUCUUACCACGAAUUUGUCUCCGAGAGAGGAGCUUUUGUUCAAAAGUUGAGAUCAGACUUUUCUGUCAACGUUAAGUUUGGCAAUGCCAACAGCAAGGCCAGCAAGUUGGCCCGCUCUGAUCUCUCUAUUCCUGUGGAACGUGUCACGGGCUCCGACGAGGAGACAUUGAAAUUUACCCAGGAACAAAGGCCUAUCGAGCUAAACGAGGCUCAAGGUUCUAUUCCAUGGAGACUAUCUUACGAACCUGUUGAUCUUUCUGAUAUCCUAACACCAGAGGAGCAGGCAAGCGAGGUUCAACCAAAGAAAGAAGAAGUUUUGGCCAAGGUUACUGACUUGAUUAAAGCCCGUAUUGAGCUUGCUCCAAAGGCUUGUGUUGUUGGCUAUUUAUGGUCUAAAAAAUCUCAACACUUCAGAAAAGUUGUGGGUUCGAUGGGUUCCAACAUCAAGAAAAUCAGAGAGGCCACCGAGACCUUGAUCAAUGUGCCUAAGAAGGGUGACAAGGUUCCAGACGUCAUUUUCAUCAGAGGUACCGAAGCUGGUGUCACUAAGGCUGCUGAUUUGAUCACCAAGAAGUUGAAGAACUGA